GCCGUUGGCGAAGGCCGAGCGGCUUCCCGCGCGUCUCCCAGCCCGCCCCUCCGCUCGCCGCAGCCCCGGCUCCUCCCUCAUCCAGCCCACGGGGCGGGGUCUGUCGGCUCGCCCUCCCCUCGCCGCCUAAGCCUUCCCUCCGCUAACUGGGUCCCCUCCCCACAGCAACACGGCUUCUCUUCCUCAGCCCGGCGUCAGGGGCUUCCCCUCGGCCGCCGCCACCGCCGCCACCGCCGCCGCCGGCCGAGCCCAGCCGCGCCCGCGUCCCGCGGCCGCCAUGCAGUUUAUGUUGCUUUUUAGUCGUCAGGGAAAGCUUCGACUGCAGAAAUGGUAUGUCCCACUAUCAGACAAAGAGAAGAAAAAGAUUACAAGAGAACUUGUUCAAACCGUUUUAGCACGGAAGCCUAAAAUGUGCAGCUUUCUUGAGUGGCGAGAUCUGAAGAUUGUUUACAAAAGAUACGCUAGUCUGUAUUUUUGCUGUGCUAUCGAGGAUCAGGACAAUGAGCUAAUUACCCUGGAAAUAAUUCAUCGUUAUGUGGAAUUACUUGACAAGUAUUUUGGCAGUGUGUGUGAACUUGAUAUCAUCUUUAAUUUUGAGAAGGCUUAUUUUAUUUUGGAUGAGUUUCUUUUGGGAGGGGAAGUUCAGGAAACAUCCAAGAAAAAUGUCCUUAAAGCAAUUGAGCAGGCUGAUCUACUGCAGGAGGAUGCAAAAGAAGCUGAAACCCCACGUAGUGUCCUUGAAGAAAUUGGACUGACAUAACUCUCCUCCCUUGUCGAUGACUUCUUGUGGCAUUUCACACACUGUAGAUGGUCACUGCCUUCAUGUCCAUGUUAGCUAAUGGUAUAAGAUGACGUCUUGUCAGUAUUACUGUUUUGCUAAGCUGCUUCAUUCAGGCCUACACAAAAUUUUUUUUUAAAGGGAACUUUGGUUAAUCAAAUGAUAAGGGACUUAAAUACGAAUUAGAAUGAUGCAGAAAAAGAAAGGUACCAUUUCUGGAUAUUUUAAAGUUUACAGAUCUGUUUCUCUCAAUCUAAUCAUGUAUCUUAUUAGAAUGACACAAUCAGGCAAUAUACGUUCAUUAAUUACCAUCUUUGGCAAAGGAAACUUAAAAUAUGAAACCUGGUUUUAUGAAACCAAAGACUAGUGUGUAGCAUUUCAGCAUAUACGAGAAUAAAGGGAAUUGAUACUAACAUACCAAAUGAAUUAAAAUUUAACUGUUUAUGUUGACUUAAAAAAAAAACAAAUUUAUGCCAUUAUUUAUUCCUUAUUGGAAACUACAUACUUAAAGGGAAUACAUAAAUGACUAAAUUGAAAUGAUGUGCUUUACACUAAAAAUUAUUUCUCCAGCUUUCCAAGCUGGGGUCAAGGAACAGAGAUCGACUGUUUAAUAGUGAGCACGUUACUUUUAAGGCCAAGGAACAUUCAACUCCUGAGACAGAUUUUUUUUGUGGUCAUAACCAUUUAGUGACUUGAAUGGUUUUUGAUGCCCCCAAAUAAAAAUGGAAACAUUGACUUACCGAAUUCUUCACAACAGUAUCUUACAGAAAAAUGUGUUCUUCUCUUCACAAAAUGUUGCUUAAGUCAUUGUUUAAAGCACGAAUGCUCCUUCUGGGGUGCUUGUUAACGGCCAAGUUUAUUUUGCUUCCCUCCACUUAACAAGCGCUGCACACUUUAGGGCAGCUUCCUUCCCUUCCGUGGCAAUGCCUAGUUAUCAGAAAUCUUAACAAAAGCAGACAGACACCACGUUUCAUGUAAAACAGAGUUGAAUGAGGUAAAAUGACAUUAGUGGGCCCUGUAUUUUUUUAAAGCUAUACAGUUGUUCCAGUGUCACUUUUAUACAUACUUCUGUGUAUGUAAACAUGUCUUCAUGGUUUACACUUUCAUUUGUAUCUGCUGGGCUGGAUUAAGCUUUGUUGUGAUUGUGACCAAUACAUAUUCAGGCCGUGUUAGCACUGUCUUUAUCACAUCACCAAUUAGUUGUAAUAAAUGUUCAACGUACACCACUGUAGUGUGUUUUUAUCUUUCUCUUUGCAAAACUUUGUCAAACUAUGGGGAGCUGCUGAAAGAAUUUUAAAUUUUUCUCAGUAAAAUGUCGAAAAUUCACCUCCAAUUGCAGGUGGAUGCUAAAAGCACACACAAGACAAAUGAUGGAAGAUACAAGUUUUCAUGUACUUAAAGCUCACUAAAAAAUAAUGUGGCUUCCACGCUGAGAGCUUAUCUACACAUUUAUUUUCAAUCAAUAAAUGCCGCUUUUAAAACCUUGAUGCAGUUGACGUU
This is a messenger RNA of Zalophus californianus (California sea lion), 2278 nucleotides long. RefSeq names its product adaptor related protein complex 1 subunit sigma 2 (gene AP1S2). The transcript has 6 exons. The record is from RefSeq and is a predicted model, not a curated record. Gene Ontology annotation, cellular component: AP-1 adaptor complex; intracellular membrane-bounded organelle; membrane coat. Gene Ontology annotation, molecular function: clathrin-cargo adaptor activity. The coding region runs from base 278 to 760 and encodes 160 amino acids. Gene Ontology annotation, biological process: intracellular protein transport; vesicle-mediated transport. Lineage: Eukaryota; Metazoa; Chordata; Mammalia; Carnivora; Otariidae.